CUUCUGCAUACAGCUGUUUGCACCUCGGACACAGCUGUUAGAAGUGUUGAUCACGUGGUGUGUGUGAUCAGUUGACUCUUCCAGGGCGGGGGAGGAAGGGGAGAGAAGAUGGAAGGGAACAGAGACGAAGCAGAGAAUUGUAUAAAAAUAGCGACGAAAGCCCUAGAAGCUGGAGAUAAAGAAAAGGCGGUGAGGUUUCUCAACAAAGCAGAGAAGCUGUACCCAACUGACAAAGCCAAAGCUUUGUUGGAUGCAUUAACAAAGAAUGGGAGCUCGGCGGGUAAUGGCGCAUAUAAAAGGAGACCAGCAAAAAGCUCAGAACGCACCGGUGCCACACCAGAAGGAGAAAGCCAAGAGUCUGGAGGAGGCGACUCUAAAGGCUUCACCAAAGAGCAGGUUGAGGGUGUGCAGAGGAUAAAGCGGUGCAAGGACUACUAUGAAGUGCUCGGUGUCACUAAAGAAGCCAGUGAGGAUGAGCUCAAGAAAGCCUAUAGGAAACUAGCGCUCAAGUUCCAUCCGGACAAAAAUCAUGCAGCUGGAGCAACAGAGGCUUUUAAAAAGAUUGGUAAUGCAUAUGCAGUGCUUAGCAACCCAGACAAAAGGCAGCAGUAUGACCUGACAGGAGGGGAGGAGCUGAGCAGCCCGGGACACUCACGGGGAGGAGGCUUUGACUUCCACAGGGGCUUUGAGGCCGACAUCACUCCCGAGGACCUCUUCAACAUGUUCUUUGGAGGCGGGUUCCCCACCUCAAGUGCACACACCUUCACCAAUGGCAGAACAAGCUACAGCCACCAGGCUGAUUACCGACAAGAGAGAACAGAAGAGAGGGGAGAUGGUGGUUUCUCAAUGUUUAUCCAACUGAUGCCCAUAGUGGUCCUAAUUUUAGUGUCAAUACUGAGCCAGAUGAUGGUGUCCCCUCCACCCUACAGCCUCUACUCUAGACUGUCCACGGGUCAGAUCAUAAAACGGGAGACGGAAAACUUGCACGUUGACUACUAUGUCACUAAGGACUUCAAGUCAGAGUAUAAGGGUGCUGCACUGCAGCAGAUUGAGAAGAAUGUGGAGGAGGACUAUGUAUCUAAUAUCAGAAAUAACUGUUGGAAGGAGAGACAGACAAAAACAGACCUGCUGUAUGCUGCUAAGGUAUACCGGGAUGACCGAAUGCGCAAGAAGGCAGAGCUCAUGACCAUGGAUAACUGCAGGGAGCUGGACAGACUAAAUAGCCUAUUUAGAGGCGGAUGAGUGAUGUUUUUGGAUCAUGUAAAUAAUCAGUAGAUGUGUAUGUUCAUUUUUUUUUUAAGGAAGAGGAUUUAAACUAGGAGCAAAAACUUACAGAAAUAAUUUAGCUCUGUUGUUUCUAAGUUUUAAAAUGUCCCUUUCCUCAAAUCCCUCUGCCGACUUGUUCUCUUCCCCCGCACCAGCCUGACCCCAGGAAUCGGCUUGCUUCAAACCUAAUGAACCAAUCACCAUCUGCUGUAAAAAGCCCCAGAUCAUUUUUUUAAACUCUGCUUUUUUGUUUUCUCCUGGAAACGAGGAGAACACUAGACUAUAAAGGCAUGUGGUGAGAGCUCAAGAGGCAUUUUGCACAAGUGAAUCACUUUAAGAUCAACGAACAGCUUUCGGCAUCAUUUUCCUGACAGAAACAUAAUUUGGGAGAAAGAUUUCUCUGGAGGUGCUACCCUCCAGCCAAAUCCCUUUCAUGAAGAACACAAUGUCUCUUUUAGCUUCCUACUCAGCUUUGGGAUGAAGAUCAGUGGACCAUGAAGAGUUUUUGAUCUGUGAUUUUGCUACUAGAGAACAUUUUUAUGUUAUCCCCUUCAAAAUGUGAAGUUGGUUUGGACUAAACAUGAAGACAUCAAAACUUAUAUAAUGUUGUACAUUAUCAUGUUGGAAGUUUAUGCAGUUAUUUAAAUUAGGUAACUAAUAGAAGAUGCGUUUUUUUUUUUCUUUCUUCAAUGCUCGCCUAAACAUUUAAAUAAAGUAAAAUUAUUACUAUG
Molecule: messenger RNA, 1997 nt
Organism: Monopterus albus (swamp eel)
Lineage: Eukaryota; Metazoa; Chordata; Actinopteri; Synbranchiformes; Synbranchidae
Gene: dnajb14
Product: DnaJ heat shock protein family (Hsp40) member B14
Exons: 8
Coding region: 109-1242 (377 amino acids)
Biological process (GO): cellular response to misfolded protein
Cellular component (GO): endoplasmic reticulum membrane
Molecular function (GO): Hsp70 protein binding
Source: RefSeq, a predicted model, not a curated record